AUGAAUCUUUCCUCUCGUUGGACAGUCUUCGUCUUCCUUGCCGUUUUCACCCUCACAGAAAGCCGCCGAUACCCGGCACAGAGGCCCAACUUUGCUUCAGGUACAGUCCAGUCUCAUUUCACUUCACAGCAGCAGGAGGGCGCUCGCCCGAAAGCGGUGGUGGUAAAAUGUUACUCGGAUUCUAUGGAGCUCGUCGUUCAGGCUGACUUGUUCGACACUGGUCUUCUGGUGAACCCACAACAUCUGCGCCUCGGUUCUGACCCGGCGGGCGGAAGUCUAUCGUGCCGUGCGAGUCCCACAGGAGACGAAGGGACAUUGAUUAUUUUAGCUGACCUGCUCGAUUGUGGAACUCGUCUCUCGACGACUCAAGACAAAAUAAUCUAUUCCAAUGUGUUGGUGUACUCACCUGAACCCUCUGAAGGCUUGUUUCGACUGGAGGGAGCAACCAUUCCGGUCGAAUGCCAUUUUGACAGAAGGUAUUCUGUGAAUGGUGUUUCCCUGCAUCCAGCGUGGGUUCCUUCAGUCUCUGUGGCUUCAGCAGCCAAUCACCUCGACUUCAAAUUGCGCCUUAUGACCGACAACUGGAUGUUUGAGAGGCACUCGCAUGCAUACUUUCUGGGUGAGCCGAUGCACUUUGAGGUUUCAGUCUUGGUCCGCAAACACAAGCCGUUGCGUGUCUACGUUGAGCAUUGCAGUGCCACGGCUGGCCCAGACCCAAACGCCGACUUGCGAUACGACUUCAUUGAUCGUAAUGGAUGUCUUUCUGAUGCCUACCUGACAAAUUCCGGCUCUCACUUCCUACCCAGGCUUGAGGGACACACGCUUCAAUUUCAGGUUGAGGCGUUCAGGUUCCACCAGGAGCGCAACAGUCAGGUUUACAUCACUUGCUGGUUGAGAGCGGUUCCAGCUGCAUUAGCUGUUACCGCACAAAACAGGGCUUGCUCUUUCAUUGACAACAGAUGGCGGUCGGCAGAUGGGGACCACGAAUCCUGUAAAACCUGUGAUCCAUUGAUAGCCAGUGAGGGGAAAAGCCCGGCCACUGACACGAGGGUGGCAACAAAUUUGGGGUGGAAUUUUGCACCGAACAAGGCCAAGCAACCAACUCAUACUGUCCAUGUUCAUCCCGGAACUUUCCAAAGCCACGAAUCCCAGCAGCCCCCUUCUGAUUUGAGGAGAGAAACUGGCUAUAAAGCAGAUCACAUGCGAGUGGGACAUGCAGAGAGCGAGACGCUUCGAUGA
Nerophis lumbriciformis (worm pipefish) is the source of this 1239-nucleotide messenger RNA. Lineage: Eukaryota; Metazoa; Chordata; Actinopteri; Syngnathiformes; Syngnathidae. The record is from RefSeq and is a predicted model, not a curated record.